GGAUUCUCCCUCUACGGAAAUCCGAAGUAGGGCCGGAGAUGGAUUAUUAUUAAAAAUAGCGGUCAAUCGUUCUAAUUUCUGGAAACAAAUCCUACAUUCGCGAUCCUUCAGCACAGUCAAAUUGGCGAAGUUAUCCUCAAUUCAUGGCCAAUAAUAAUUCACCGGCAACAUUUACAAGAAGAUUGCUACUUUCUAAGACCAAAGAUAUAGAAAAACGAAGGCAAAGAACAGGCAGAGAGAGAGAGAGAUGGCAGAAAUGGAAGACGAAGUGAUCGCCAAUAACAAGCAGGUGAUAUUGAAAGACUACGUGAAGGGUUUUCCACAGGAAUCCGACUUGCCGUUGGUAAGCUCCACCGUGAAGCUCAAAAUCCCCGGCGACUGCCACGACGCCGUACUGGUCAGGAACCUCUACUUGUCCUGCGACCCUUACAUGCGUAACCUUAUGAACAUGAUCGAAUCGGACGACCCAAACAUGUACUCCCCCGGCUCUCCUAUUAGGGGGUAUGGAGUGUCAAGAGUAGUGGAUUCUUCUCACUCCAACUUUAAGAAGGGUGACCUGAUUUGGGGUCUCACGGGCUGGGAGGAGUAUAGCCUUAUUAGAAAUCCAAGCAGCUCUUUUAAAAUUCCAGAUGCAACUGUGCCUCUCUCCUACUAUACUGGAAUUCUUGGUAUGCCGGGCAUGACUGCUUAUGCUGGUUUUUAUGAGAUCUGCUCCCCGAAAAAGGGAGAAUAUGUCUUCAUUUCAGCAGCAUCUGGAGCUGUUGGUCAACUGGUCGGGCAGUUUGCAAAGUUGUUGGGUUGUUACGUUGUUGGAAGUGCCGGGUCCAAAGACAAGAUUGAACUCUUGAAGAACAAGUUUGGGUUUGAUGAUGCUUUUAACUAUAAAGAGGAGAAAGAUCUGAAUGCCACUUUAAAAAGGUACUUUCCGGAAGGCAUUGAUAUCUACUUUGAGAACGUUGGGGGAAAGAUGCUUGAUGCUGUGCUCCUCAACAUGAGACUCCAUGGACGAAUAGCAGUGUGUGGUAUGAUAUCUCAAUACAACCUCGACCAACCAGAAGGCGUGCACAACUUGUUUACACUUGUGAGCAAACGAGUACGCAUGCAAGGAUUUGUUGUCGUUGACUACUACCAUCUCUACCAUAAGUACCUUGACAUGAUCCUUCCAUUAAUCAAGGAAGGAAAGAUCACUUACGUGGAGGAUAUAGCCCAAGGCCUCGAGAGUGGGCCUCGUGCACUUGUUGGGCUUUUUUCGGGCCGUAAUGUUGGGAAACAGGUUGUGGCCUUAGCGCGUGCCGAUGACGUGUAGUGUUUGUGUUUGUUCUCAUGUGUUGAAGAAGCUAGAGGGAACUGUCCUGUCUUGUUUGUUUUUUAAAAAUAAAAAAAAAUAAUAAUAAUAAUGGUAUAAAAAGCACUGUUACAUAUACUAAGGUGUGUUUGUAUAUAAAAUAAGUUAAUUCAUAUUUAAAAUUUAAUUCAAC
Striga asiatica is the source of this 1478-nucleotide messenger RNA. Lineage: Eukaryota; Viridiplantae; Streptophyta; Magnoliopsida; Lamiales; Orobanchaceae. The record is from the annotation of a GenBank genome assembly.